UUAAUCCGUGAGAAGUACUAUCCCACAUACUACCGAGCAGAGAUGGAGCGUCAGUUUCUAUUGCUCCAGCAGGGUACUCGUACUGUCGACGAGUACGAGAGGGAGUUCACGAGACUUGCAGCUUUUGUUCCUGAUUUGGUCCGCACAGAGGCCCAGCGAGCGCAGCGUUUCAUCGACGGACUUUGCCCAGCAGUCCGUCAUAACAUCGUAGGCCACGGGACACAGACAUAUGCACGUGCAGUCUCCAUUGCUCAGGAGGUGGAUGCUAGCAUUAGGAGGGAGGCCGUUCGUGCUCAGUCGUCUUCAGUUCCACCGAUGUCAGCUUUACCAUCUACCCAGCCGCCCAAGAACUACAAGAGGAAAGAUAAGGGUGCCCAGACAGAUAAGAGGGCUCGACGGAGGCUACAGCAGGUUCCACAGUGCCCGACAUGUGGACGACAUCACCGAGGCGAGUGUCUCUUUGGUCAGGAUGUGUGCUACUACUGUCACAAGGCCGGACACUUUGCACAGAGGCAGCCCCAGCAGCAGCAGCAGAGGGGUAGACAGCAGGCCAGAGUUUAUGCCAUCGAUCAGGCAGAGGCCGAGAAGCAGCCAGGUACCAUGUCCGGAAUGGUUAUUCUUAAUAAUGUUCCUGUGUUUGCUUUGUUUGAUACCGGAGCGACGCAUACUUUCAUUUCACGACGAUGUCUUGAUGCCAUCGGAGUUCGCGCUACUACUGCUAUCGAUCCUCUCGAGGUGAGUUUGGCCUCGAGACGAAAGAUAGUGACUUCAGCUAAAGCCUCAGAUCUUAGCCUUUCCAUCGGUGGCCGAGUUUUGCCUACCGACGCGUUUGUUCUCGAGAUGAAGGACUUCGACCUUAUUCUCGGAAUGGAUUGGCUAUCCUUUUAUCAUGCAGAUAUCAAAU
Messenger RNA from Striga hermonthica, 904 nucleotides. NCBI's taxonomy places the organism in Eukaryota, Viridiplantae, Streptophyta, Magnoliopsida, Lamiales, Orobanchaceae. The record is from the annotation of a GenBank genome assembly.